Molecule: messenger RNA, 1462 nt
Organism: Leptidea sinapis
Lineage: Eukaryota; Metazoa; Arthropoda; Insecta; Lepidoptera; Pieridae
Gene: Kpc2
Product: ubiquitin-associated domain-containing protein 1
Exons: 1
Coding region: 133-1272 (379 amino acids)
Molecular function (GO): protein binding
Source: RefSeq, a predicted model, not a curated record
CAUGCAAAUGUCAUUUGAUACAAAAUGACACCAUGAUUAAAUUAAUUCUGCUACUAGUUGGUUUAUUCUCGAGCCUCACUCUCUCACUUUUAGUUAUUGCAUAUAAAUACAAAGAUAGCGAAGUAUUCCGCAAUGCUAGUCAACGAAUCGAAAUUAAGUGGUGGGAAUGACAUAUUUGUGAAAAUCGUAAGCCCAGAAGGUCUAGUAUUCUGCGCGUAUUUCGCCAAUGAGACUCUCAUAGAAGAAGUGAAGAAUCGGGCUGUAGAUUACUUUUACCCUAACGGUGAGCAUAGUUCUACAAGAUUCAAAAUUGUUCGCGUAGCCGAUACAACGACGUUGCAUGACUUUCUUUCGUUGUCCCAAGAAGAAGUAGCCAUGUUUGAUGAAAUGCUUUUAAUUGAACACAGGACUCCUGAAGCUAGUGCUCUUUGGGACUUGGGUUCUGUAAGGGCACCACAAGCCAGUGCAAUCGCUGCUGCAACAGCCAACCUUCCAUCUCCCCAAAACGCAAUGCGGCAGCCAAAUCUGCAGUCGCUAUUAUCAACUAACGAGCUGUCUUUCGAACUUAGAAAAAUACUCAUAUCUUUGAUAGAAGCCGGUGCUCGGUUGGCAGCAGCUGGGAGAAACUAUGAAUUGACUCUUGCCCAAUUGUCUGCAGCCUUAGAUGAACCACAACGGAACACUCAGUUUGCAGUCCAAGUUAUAACCCCGGAAGAAAUUGCUGCAAGAUUUAACGUUAGCGAAGAUAACCACUCAACAGCAGAAGCAACAAGUGGUGAUGAGACGUGCAAACGCGCUGAACAUUUGCAAAGAUUUUUGGAGAAAUUUCGUGCUUGGAGAAUUAAGAUUCUGGAGCCGCCGAACCCUGAGGCACUUUCAUCGCUGAAGGGUUUGGGGUUCACAGUAGAACAGGCCGAUGCUGCUUUGAGAUAUACAGGCAGCAAUGUACCAGCGGCUGCUUCUUGGUUGAUUGGAGAACGGGGAUCUAGUGUGUUUGAGCUGAUAAAUGGUUUGCCAGAUGGUUGGAUACUGCAGACAUUGUUGAAGCAACCCCAGAUUCAGCGAGGACUCUUGAACACGAGGAUGCUGAUCGCGUUUAUUGCGAUGGUGGGCCAGACGGGUAGCGCGUCUUUGUGGCUCAACUCCCCCCAUGGGAGUCCAUUACUAUCCCAGAUAUCGAGGACGUAUCAUUCGGAGAAGUAUUGUUUGGCUGUCAAUCAGUUUUCUCAGCGAGUUGAUCAGACUACUCCGUCGACAUCUAGACAGCAGUAGCAUAUUUAAACUAUUAUAAAAACUGCAAAGGCGGGUAUUUUUGGAAUUUGUUUUUUUUUUUUUGGAUUUUUACUGUACCAUUUAACAAGUAUCGUAGUUAUGCUAUUUGUAUAAAUUUACUAUCGAACGUUUAAAGUAUUUCAAAUUUUUCGAUUUGUUUAUGAAAAUAUACGAGAUUUGAUAAGAAUCA